Lachnellula hyalina is the source of this 516-nucleotide messenger RNA. RefSeq names its product putative formaldehyde dehydrogenase. The coding region runs from base 1 to 516 and encodes 171 amino acids. Gene Ontology annotation, molecular function: alcohol dehydrogenase (NADP+) activity. The record is from RefSeq and is a predicted model, not a curated record. NCBI's taxonomy places the organism in Eukaryota, Fungi, Ascomycota, Leotiomycetes, Helotiales, Lachnaceae. The transcript has 2 exons. Gene Ontology annotation, biological process: alcohol metabolic process.
AUGACUUCCUACGACUUUAAAAUCUUCAAGGUCUAUAUCAAAAUCACACACUCCGGCGUCUGCGGCACAGACGAACACUACCGCACCUAUGAUAUGGCACUUGGCCACUUGGCUGUUCAGUUUGCGAACAAGCUCGGCUGUGAAGUCGUCGCGCUUAGUGGAACGGAGACGAAGAAAGAUGAGGCUUUGAAACUCGGUGCGCACCAUUUCGUAGCUACGAAAGGAGUGAGCGAUGUGAAAGUCCCAAGGAAAGUCGACCAUCUGCUGGUUACAACGAACCAGAUGCCAGACUGGGAUCAGUACAAGUCCAUUUUGGCUCCGAGGGCGAGCAUCUACCCACUCACUACCACGGAUUUCAAGACGAAGCUUGUCCUUCCUCACAUGCAGUUCAUGCUUAGCGGAUGGAUGCUUAUUGGAUGUACUACAUCACCGAAGAUUGUUUAUCAGAGGAUGUUGGACUUCGCAGGUUUACAUGGAAUCGAGCCUAUGAUUGAGCAUUUUCCUGUGACCAAAUAG